UUUGGCAACGAAGGAAAGUGUAGACGUGGAUUUAGACGGCCUUUUCUCCCUCAACGAACGACCAUUUCCAAGCCCAGCCCAUCGCUAGUCUUCCUUUGUAUUGUUAGGGUUUGGGGAAUCUCCAACACCUUCUUCGUCUUGGAUUCGAAUUCAGAUGGUUCAGCUGAUGAAGAAUUCUGCGAAGGCGGAAACGGCGUCGUGCGCUGACACCAAUAACCCCAUCAAGUUGGAGAUCGUUGAGGACCCACUGGAAGAAGAGCAUGGCCCUCUCAACAAGCGUUGCAAACCCUUUCCCUCUCCAUCGCCUUUGCCUCACCCUCACCCUCAGCAAUGGAGUGCUUCCAGUGAUGCUUCUGUCAGUUCCCCUUCGCAUCUGAAUAUACUCGACGAGCCGAGCCCUUUGGGUUUGCGCCUCAGGAAGAGCCCUUCGCUGUUGGAUUUGAUUCAGAUGAAGUUAUCUCAAGGAAGUGCGCCACAAACCGAAGAUUUAAGCUCUGGAAUCAAAAGGGAGAGCAGGGGUGCUGCCGCUGCUGCUGUGUCGGACAAGCUUAAAGCUUCAAACUUCCCGGCUUCGCUUUUGCGGAUUGGUUCGUGGGAGUAUAAAUCAAGAUACGAGGGUGAUUUGGUGGCCAAGUGUUACUUGGGUUACAUGAGGAUCUUAUCCCUACCUUUAGAGAGUCUAGUUUCAUUAGUAUAA
This is a messenger RNA of Cajanus cajan (pigeon pea), 697 nucleotides long. Lineage: Eukaryota; Viridiplantae; Streptophyta; Magnoliopsida; Fabales; Fabaceae. The record is from RefSeq and is a predicted model, not a curated record.